GCAAUGGAAAGUGGAAUCUGAAAAGCUUGUGGCGGUAAAUUUCGACCCAUUCAGUCGACCGAGGAGACAAGAUCGUGAUGACUAUUACAUUGAAAACGGCAUGUUUUACUUUGCCAACAGGAAACUGAUUGAAAGGGGUUCUUUUCAAAGUAACAACUGUGCAUUUGUGCACGUGCCACCCGAAUAUGCACUCGAAAUCGACACCGAAUACGACUUGAAACUUGCCAAUUUAUUAUGGAAUAACUUCUAAAAACAAUGACCACCGACUUCUGUACAGGAAUUAUCCCUGCUCAGUACAGGGAAUACUACGAAAUAUGUUCGUUUAACGGGGAACCGUUACACAAAGACGUUUAUCAAUGUUUACUGGCGCAAUGUAAAGUGACAACCAUACAGUUAAAAGAAGUUUUAGAUCUAAUCAGACCUUCUGAAAGUUCCAUUAACAGGACACAUUUUUACAAAACUUUGGCAUUAAUUGCAUGGGCUCAACAAGGAAAACAACUCUCUGAUAAAUUAUUCGAUAACUGUUCGGGAAAAGAAUAUCCAGUACCAACCAUUGGAGACCUAACACCGGUGAAAAAUUUAAAGAUGAAACUUCAUGUAACAGACAAACUGAACAACGGUUUCAAUUACACAAAUGUGGUGGAAUUAGACACUAUCAACAUUGAACUUGUCCCAGAAAAAAAAGGGUUAUUUUUGAAAUACUCAGAAUACAUAGUUACCUCUAAGAAAUUCAAUAGAAAAGUGACAAGAAGAUACAAUGAUUUCGUUGCUUUGCAGGAACUUUUAUUAAACAGGUUUCCAUACAGACUCAUACCAUGUCUGCCCCCGAAAAAAAUCGUUUCGGACGCUCAUUUUUUAGAGUCGCGACGCAGAGGAUUGCACAGAUGGUUAACGUUGGUUUGUCGUCAUCCUACAAUAAGCCAGGACACAAUCUUAUCUUUUUUUUUGACUGAUCAAGGUCCCGAUAUUCAACACAGAAUUAGGGAAAUAUUUAGAAGAUGUCCGGACGAGUUCAUGACCUCCGACAUUGCCGCAACUGCUAAGGACUUGUUGCCUGCAGAUUGCGCUCAAAUAGCCGCAAGCCGUGAAAAAGUCCGUCUUUUGGUACAGGUAAUCGGAAAACUAAAACAACUUACUGAAAGAAGCGUCGAAAGGCAGUUGAACUUUGCGAGAGAUGCUGAAGAUUUAUCUGAACAGCUACGGGUUUUAAGUACGUCGAAUGUUGGUCAAAAUCAUUCAUUUUGCGAACAAUGGAAUAAUAUGAAAUCUGGAUUUGCUUUAAUGUCGAGAGACUUGAAACUGCUACCCGCAAAAGCAGAUCUGCAAGCGGAAAUGGAACAGAUCAAAGUUUGCGAACGAUUAGGACUUUUACUAGAUAUUUUAGUCGCUCAUAAAGAUUUAUGUGAGAGAUUGGAAAGGGGAUUAGCUAAUGACCAUCAAGCGGCGCUCUCGAAGAUGUUAUCGUUGAAAAAACGAAAGAUUCAAGGGGUAAUUCGUGGUGCAGACCAAGAAAGUGUUGAACAACUGGAAGCAAAAAUGAUGACCCAAGAAAAUGUAAUCACUAAUAUGGAAUUACGAUCGGAUUUUUCCCUUUAUUGUGUCCAUAUGGAAACCCAAUUGGUUUAUGCCUAUUUAGAAACUCUUCCGAUUAUUUUAGAAACUAUGGUUGCGCUUAAAAUUCAAACUCAUAAAGAUUUGAAUAGUAUUUGGUCGCAAGUCCAGCCGAGCAGUACAACUUCAGCAAACGGAUCGGUGUGAUUUCGGAUUUAUUAUUAUUUAUUUAUUUAAUAUUUUUUCCUAAUCGCCUAAUUAAUUAAUCAGGGUAACGGUACUCUCCUAUUUUUCUGGGGCGUCAUCCUAUUGUGACGCUUUGAAAAAACUAUUUUCUAAUAUUUCAUACGUAGCAAUAAUAAUAAUAAUAAUAAUAAUAAUUUGUAUAGUGUUUUAUAUGUACAUAACUUUAAAAGUUACCUUAUAUACUUGCCUUAUAAAGGUUAAUAAAUCUCUUCCAUUGUGAUGAAAUUAUUUCAAAAAAUUUUAUUAUAUACUAAUUUUUAUAUUGUGUGUAUACAUCCAGUUAUUUUUCCAAUAAAUCUUUAAAAAAGAG
Molecule: messenger RNA, 2107 nt
Organism: Aethina tumida (small hive beetle)
Lineage: Eukaryota; Metazoa; Arthropoda; Insecta; Coleoptera; Nitidulidae
Product: sorting nexin-8-like
Exons: 8
Coding region: 256-1758 (500 amino acids)
Biological process (GO): retrograde transport, endosome to Golgi
Molecular function (GO): phosphatidylinositol binding
Source: RefSeq, a predicted model, not a curated record